AUAUAGAGUAACAACAUGUUGCGGGUGGCAGUACUAGCUUUAGCUUUGAGUUUAGCCGUUGGCGAGCCUAUUUCUCGCCAUGUCAAGCCCAACCCGUUCUUCCCUCAAGGCCGGAUCGUCGGUGGCCGGGAGACUAGUAUCGAGGAACAUCCUUGGCAAGUAUCCCUCCAGGCGUAUGGAUUCCACUUCUGUGGUGGCAGUAUCAUAUCUGAGAGUAUCAUCUUGACGGCGGGUCACUGCGCCAGUUACUCACCCGAUUUGGUCACCAUUCGAGUGGGCACCUCGAUUAUGGAAUCCGGUGGUUCGGUGCAUCAGGUUGCCCAGAUCGUGCGACACGAGAAAUUCGAGAAAACUAAGAGGGGUAUACCCAUCAACGACGUCGCAGUUCUCAAGCUGAAGACUCCAAUUCAGCUCGGCAAGACUAGUCAACCUGUUCCUUUGUUCGAGAAGGGUGAAGAGGCUAUUGGAGGUGUUCUAUCCACCAUUUCCGGCUGGGGUACCACUAUUGAAAAUGGAGAUCAUCCAGAGGUUCUGCAGACCGUCGAUGUUCCCAUCGUAACAAAAUCCAUAUGUAACAAGGCCUACGAAGAUAUGUUCGGAGGUAUUCCUGAUGGUCAGAUCUGCGCCGCUUUCCCAGCAGGUGGUAAAGACACCUGUCAGGGUGACUCUGGUGGACCGCUGGUUAUUGCUGGACGUCAAGCUGGAAUCGUCUCAUGGGGCAAUGGAUGUGCGAGGAAGGGAUACCCUGGCGUAUACACUGAGAUUGCGUCAGUUCGCGACUGGAUUAAAGAACAUGUCAAUGUUUAAGAAAUGACGUUCGCUGUUUUAAGUUUAAAACUGUGCUGGAAUAAAUUUUGACUAUCGUUAUG
This is a messenger RNA of Nasonia vitripennis (jewel wasp), 869 nucleotides long. RefSeq names its product serine protease 17 (gene SP17). Gene Ontology annotation, biological process: proteolysis. The coding region runs from base 16 to 807 and encodes 263 amino acids. The record is from RefSeq and is marked validated. Gene Ontology annotation, molecular function: serine-type endopeptidase activity. The transcript is spliced from 2 exons. NCBI's taxonomy places the organism in Eukaryota, Metazoa, Arthropoda, Insecta, Hymenoptera, Pteromalidae.